This is a messenger RNA of Striga hermonthica, 876 nucleotides long. Lineage: Eukaryota; Viridiplantae; Streptophyta; Magnoliopsida; Lamiales; Orobanchaceae. The record is from the annotation of a GenBank genome assembly.
AUGGAGUCCGCUACUCUUCUCCGUUCUUUCAAUAUUACAGAUGCUGCCAGCACAUGUUCCCGUUUGAGAACUGUAAUUGAAAAACCGGGCAUGCUUAUCAUGAAUACUGCAGCCUUUUCCAGCAAUAGGAAAUUCCUUGCCUGCAGGGGAAGUGUUACUUCAUUCAAAAACAGGAAUGGAUAUUUGUUUGUCUCAUGUGUGAAGACUUCUGACACUACUUUGACAGCAAAGUCUAAUGGUGACCCUAAUGGAGCUGUUCUGUCAGAAAGUCAACAAGGAGCCCAAGGGAAGAAAACUAAGUCUAAUGCAACAUUUCCCAAUGGUUUUGAGGCACUGCUCAAGGAGGUUUGUGAUGAGACAGAAAUUGCUGAGCUCAAGCUCAAGGUUGGAACCUUUGAAAUCCACAUGAAGCGGAAAAUUGAUGGCCCAGCUAUCCCUGCACCUGUUGCUCCCCAAGCAUCUGCAUCACCAGUUCCGAGCAAAACUGAUCCAACUCCAGUUGCUCUACUACCCGUGCCUAAUCCUUCUUCAGAAAAGGUCAGCCCAUUCACAAAUGUCUCAGUGGAGAAGGCAGCCAAGCUGGCGGCCCUAGAGGUUUCUGGAUCCAGCAGCUAUGUUAUUGUUCCGUCACCCACAGUUGGUUCUUUCCGAAGAGCCACAAAGCGUAAAGGAAGGGGGUCCCGACCCGCUUGUAAAGAGGGUGAUAUGAUCGAGGAAGGCCAGGUGAUAGGCUUUCUGGAUCAGUUUGGCAGAGAACUACCUGUCACGUCAAGUGUGGCGGGAGAAGUCUUGAAGUUCCUUUACAUUGAUGGUGAAGCUGUGGGUUAUGGAGAUCCCCUCAUUGCCGUCUUGCCUUCUUUUCAUGGUAUCAAGUGA